This is a messenger RNA of Rhagoletis zephyria (snowberry fruit fly), 1275 nucleotides long. The record is from RefSeq and is a predicted model, not a curated record. NCBI's taxonomy places the organism in Eukaryota, Metazoa, Arthropoda, Insecta, Diptera, Tephritidae.
AUGCCGUCGUUCAACAACGGGCUGGCUGAUGACAACAGUGCUCACGAUGUAAGCAGUCAUCCUGAUGACUUGCUGUCNGUAAGCAGUCAUCCUGAUGACUUGCUGUCUGAAGACGAGCAGGAGAAGAAGGAGGAGGAGGAGGAGGAGGGAAGCUCAUCUGAUGAAGAGGAGGAAGAAGGGGAGGACGGCCAAAGUGUCUCAGCCGAAGAGGAGGAGGAGGAGGAGGACAACCAGAGCGUCUCAUCUGAUGAGGAGGAAGAGGCGGAGGUCACCGGCAACAAGGCUGCUGCUGCUGCUGCAAGGCGAACUCUCGUAAACUCUGGCUACCUGACCGAUGAUAGCGAUGAGGAGGAGGAGCAGCAGCAGGAAGAGGUGGAGGAAACCGGCAACAAGGCCGAUGACGAUGAUGAUGAAUUGCAGCAGCAGGAGAGCAGAAUGCCGCCUUCCUCGUACAAGAGUUCGCUUAGCCGACCCUCCUCGCUCAGUGGCUCAUCUUCUCGACUCAACCUGAAGGCAAAGUCUGCCCGAAAGUCUGCUGUCAUGUCCGACUCGUCUGAUGAGGAGGAGGAGGAUGAUCACCAUCACCACCACCACAACAGUGGCUAUCAGUCGCCAGUCUACAGCAGCCCAGUGGAGGACCCUGCUGAAGAGGAGGAGGAAGAGCAUGAAGAGGAGGAGGAUGAGGAGGAUCAUCAUGAUCAUCAUGAUCAUCAUCGUCCGAUGUCACCGGCGAGUGCUUCCAGCCACUCUGACAACCAUUCGGACGAGGAGCAGGAGGAAGAGAGCGAACUCGAAGAAGAGGAGGAGGAAGAGGCGAAACCUUUGCCCCGUGGCGGCAGCUCAAGUCGUCGGCCCAAGCACAGCAAGGACUCGCUGAAGCGACGCAUUGCGAAGCACCUCGAUGAGCACAGUGCGGUGAUCCGCCCCUCUGACACCACCUUCGACUGUCGCCGGUCGAAGCGAAAUCGAUCUGCAGCACAAAAGAUGGAGAACAUCCUCAACUUGUCGAUUCACAAGAAGAAGCUCGCCAACGCCACUGCUGACUCCUCCCGUGCCGAUCCGGAGCACGUUCGCGCCUUUGCCGAGCUGGACUUUACGGAGAGCAAGAACAGCCAGGGCGUCUUCACGGUGAUGACCAAGCGGGAGGACAAGAUCGCCCUGGGCAAGCUGAAGUUCAAUCCGCGCGCGAAGAAGGUGCCCACCAAGACGGGCAACUACGUGACGCACUUCAACGUGGUGUACGGGACGCUGCUGCUGAAGGUGAACAAUGACAAG